This is a messenger RNA of Papaver somniferum (opium poppy), 1889 nucleotides long. RefSeq lists its product as uncharacterized. The transcript has a single exon. Bases 195 to 1631 code for a protein of 478 amino acids. The record is from RefSeq and is a predicted model, not a curated record. Lineage: Eukaryota; Viridiplantae; Streptophyta; Magnoliopsida; Ranunculales; Papaveraceae.
AACACCAAUUAUCAAAAGAUAUAUAAUAUUAAAAAAAUAUUGAUUGGUCACCACUUUGCAAGUUGUUCUCUCUCUUAUUCUUGCAAUUUCUGUAACCCAAGUUGGAACUUGGAAGCAUAAGCUUAAUUUUAAGAUCCCUGAAUAACAACCACCCUUCUUCACAAACAAGAUCUGUAAUACCCUUGAUUGCUGCUAUGAAUCAAGAAACUGCGAAAACUGUUCGGAAAAUCUCAAAAUGCACUAUCAAACCGCACAAAGUUGUAGAAGAAUCAAAACAGCAACUGUACUUGACUCCAUGGGAUUUAACCAUGUUCAAUGCGCAUUACAUUCAAAAGGGUCUUCUCUUCAAAAGACCCUCACCUUCAUUAGAAGAUCCAAAUCCUACCGAGACAUUCAUCGAUCAGCUUAAACACUCUUUAUCAAUAACAUUAACCCAUUUCUACCCUCUUUCAGGCCGUUUAGUAACAAGACAACAGCAGGAUCCACCAUUUUAUGCUAUUUACUUGGAUUGCAGCGAUGAUUCUGUUGGAGCUGAGUUCAUCCAUGCUGCUGUUGACUUGAACAUGAUGGAUAUUCUUACACCGAUCUAUGUGCCGCGAAUUAUCCAAUCAUUUUUCGCUCUUGAGGGAGCUAUCAACCAUGAUGGACACACCGAACCUUUGCUGGUGGUACAGGUGACCGAGUUAUUGGACGGCAUCUUCAUCGGCUGUAGUUUUAACCAUGUUGUAGGUGACGGAACUGCUUACUGGAAAUUCUUCAAUUCAUUUGCAGAAAUCUGUAGGAAACUAAGAAAAAGUAUCAAAGAAGCAGGGGAUUAUCAUCAUUUUGAUUGCAGCAUCUCUCAUCCACCUAUAACCAAACGCUUGUUUUUGGAAGCUUACCAAGAUACACCCCUCAUCAACCUUCCAUUUUCCGACCACAAAGAAUUCAUCUCCCGAUACCAACAACCACCUCUCAGAGAAAGAAUGUUCCAUUUCACAGCACAAUCGAUAGCAAAGCUCAAAGCUAAAGCCAAUGAAGAAUGUACCGUAAAAGAUAUCCAAAUAUCUUCAUUUCAAGCUUUAAGUGCUUUUGUAUGGAAAUCAAUAACAAGGGCGCGUAAUUUUCCUUCCAAUAGAAAAACAAAGUGUACAUUAGCAAUUAACAACAGGUUGAGAUUGAAACCACCUUUGUCUGACGAUUACUUCGGCAACAACAUUCACGUAGUGUUCGGGACUACAACUUCAGGGGAGUUAUUGAAGAACGGUAUUGGAUGGGCAGCCUUACUGUUGCACCAGGCUAUAAAAGAGCACAAUAAUGAGAAGAUUCGAAAAUCUGUGGACGAAUGGAUGAAGAAACCACUAAUAUUUCAGGUGGCAGACGUUAUUGAUGCAUCUAGCGUGCUGAUGGGAAGUUCGCCUCGGUUUGAUAUGUAUGGUUGUGAUUUUGGGUUAGGAAAAGCCGUGGCUGCACGAAGUGGAUAUGCUAAUAAGUUCGACGGGAAGGUGUCUUCGUACCCUGGUCUAACAGGGACCGGGAGCGUGAUGCUUGAGGUUUGUCUUCCGCCUGAAUCAAUGAGUGCACUUGAAUCUGAUGAAGAGUUUAUGGAUGCUGUAUCUGCUCAUGAUAUUCAUUUUGUGCACCUUGAUUAGCUGGCUUUUUACAAAAUGAAAUAAACAAAAAAAUGAUCUUUAUCUACACUAUGUCAGCAAUGACGUUUGUAACAAAUAUACUAGCAGAGAUUAAUGCUUGGUCCCGGCUGCCUUUCUGAUCUCCAAUGUAAGCCACUAGCUAUCUGUCUCUAAAGCAACUCAUGUGGGGGUUUUAAAAGAACCCUUUUUAUUUGUACCAUGACCACAUAUUUUCUUUCUUUUAUCAGUCAAUAAAAGAACCCUUUUUAUUUUUCCUGA